Colletotrichum spaethianum is the source of this 687-nucleotide messenger RNA. RefSeq lists its product as uncharacterized. Lineage: Eukaryota; Fungi; Ascomycota; Sordariomycetes; Glomerellales; Glomerellaceae. The coding region runs from base 1 to 687 and encodes 228 amino acids. The record is from RefSeq and is a predicted model, not a curated record. The transcript is spliced from 2 exons.
AUGAUCCCGAGGAACGAGAGCACAAUCGCCUGGGGCCCUUUUCGCGAGGAUAAGGGCAAGCAGGACCUGUCCUAUGGCAUGCGCGUCUACGACGAGGCUCGUCGCAAGUUCCUCAAGAACCCGACGACUCUUCAGCAUCUGGGAGACAACCUUCCCACGUACACCCGGCUCUGGGGCCUCGUCGACCGCUGGAUUGAGCUCACCACGGAUGGCAACCCUGUCCUUAUUCUCGACAACGGCUGGGCCGCCCUCGACGCCGGCAUCGGCCGCACGCCUCUCCCUUUCUCCACGGCCUACUAUCUCAUCUCCGCCUGUUCAGACUACAUGAAGUCUCGUAAUGGCCAGUUGAAUCAUGACAAGAUGAACGAAGACGAGAAGCUAGAUACCAUCCUGACACCUGGUCUCAAGAAGCUGAGCUUACAGGUCGAGGACCUACUCGCCCGGGAGAACUUGCAGCUUGCGAAGCGCGUUCGGCAGCUUGAAGGCGAGAACGAAAUCAUGCGGCCAGAGCUCAACGGCCUUAGGGAGGCCAACAUGAAGCGCCGACAGCAGCGUCGUAAUUUCUGGAUGAACGAGGUUAUCGACUAUAACUCUCGUCAGCGGGAGCAAAAAAAGGAGACAUUCCCCAUGGAAAGUCUGUAUGGUUUUCUGCGAUGGAUCGAGAAGAAGGAGACUGUGGGACUCUAA